Molecule: messenger RNA, 2955 nt
Organism: Octodon degus (degu)
Lineage: Eukaryota; Metazoa; Chordata; Mammalia; Rodentia; Octodontidae
Gene: Ccdc33
Product: coiled-coil domain containing 33
Exons: 20
Coding region: 266-2506 (746 amino acids)
Cellular component (GO): peroxisome
Source: RefSeq, a predicted model, not a curated record
CCUGCCCAACUGGCAUGGCCCAGAUCCCACCAGACCCCUGCACCCACAGAACCUCUCCUUGCUGAGAAAGAUCCAGACGCUGCCACCUGCCCACACUCCCUUUUUCCCUGGCUUUUCUGAGCCCCGUGUUCUUGUAUGGCAGUCCUGAGACCACAUUGACACUGAGGUGCCCAGGCCAGCUGUUGGCGCAGGACUGACGCCUGGUCACCCUCUCCCACCACAUACUGAUCUUGGAGCUUGAUAGGCUGGAUGCACCUGCCCAGAGAUGAUGGGGUGGAAAAAGAGCAAGGUCACUGAGGGCCCGGAAGAUGGCCUGAGUGUCCCCCAGAGCAUACUGCCUGACAUCAGCCACCUGUCUCCCUCCAACAAGGAGACCAUUAUGGUCACUCUGCAUGGGGCUACCAACCUCCCUACAUGCGCAGAUGGCUCCGAGCCAUUUCCCUACGUGGUGGUGAAAACCACAUCUGAGGAAGACAACAAGGAGAGCUCCAAGACGGUCACCUCUGUGACUUCAGAGCCCACCCGAAACCCCAUCUGGGGAGACACAGUGCAAGUGGAGAUCCCUGUGGAGGAGGUGGGGCAGCAAGAUAUGGUCCUCCAGGUGGUGGAUGACAAAAAGAAAGAGGAGCUCUUGUCUUACAAGAUUCCUGUCAAGUACUUGCGUGUCUUCCACCCCUAUCACUUUGAGCUGGGGAAGUCUGAGGUCAGCAACAAAGCCACUGCCAACACGCAGCUGUACGCAACCAUUGUUCGGAAAAGCAGCUUCAUCCCCCGCUACAUUGGCAGUGACCACACGGCUUUGGAGGUCUUUCUUGGGGGAGUCAAUGAGCCCCUGAUCAACAACUCCAAACCCAUGGUGGUGAUUGCCCGGGUGGUUCCCAGCCUCAGUGAGUUUAAGGCCACCCAGGCAAGGCGGGACCCAGCCUCCAGGAGGCUGCCCAUCACCACACUCUCCUUCCCUGUCUCAUCAGUGCUGAACUUCGACAUGCCUCAGGUCAGCCAGGAUGGGUGCCCACAGCUGUCCAAGCCUGGAGGGCCCCCAGACCUGCCGGUGUGGAACCAGUCUUUCCUCUUCCAAGGCCGAGAUGGUGCCACCAACUUCUCAGACGACACAGCCCUGGUGCUGGAGUACUACCCCUCCUCUUCAGCACAUGGCAACACACCGUGGACCCUCAGCCAGCCCCUGGGCAUCUCCGUGCUGCCACUGAAGAGCCAGCUCUACCGCAAGAUGCUCACAGGGAAAGAUUUGAAUGGGCUGCAUGUCAAGCGGCUUCCCAUCACCGACACCACCCUGAAAACCAUCAGUGGUGAGGCACCCACAGUGGACGUCUCCUUGCAGCUGCUUUCCUCUGAGAGGCCAAAAAACUUCUUGACACCCAUCAACAGCAAGACACUGCCCACCCUGGACCCCAAAAUCCUAGAGGAGAAGCUGGCUACCAUCCGUGAAUCCUGGUCCAAGUCCACUGUGAGCUCACCAGACUCCAGUGUGUCCACUUCUCGGGAAUCAGAGGAGCCCCAGGCACCAGAGACCACAUUACAUGACGCAGAAAUGAACAACUACCGGCGGGCCAUGCAGAGGAUGGCAGAGGACAUCCUGUUGCUACGGAAACAGGCCAGCCUCUUGGAGGUGGAGAACCAGGCGCUCAGGCAUCGCCUGGUCCAGCAGGAGGUGGACGAGAGCAAGGCUGAUGAGUCCCGGGACCUGGCAAUGUCCAUGAGGCAGAAGCUGCUGCUAAAUGAGCUGGAUGCGAAGAAACUGAGGGACAAGGUACAGCACCUGCAGAAUGAGCUGAUUCGGAAGAAUGACCGAGAAAAGGAGCUGCUGGUACAGUGUCAGGCACAGCAGCCAAAGGCUGCCCUGUUGAGGAGGUACCAGGGCAAGCUACAGAAGAUGAAGGCACUGGAGGAUACCGUGCAGCACCAGGAGAAGGUGAUAGAGAAGAUGGAGAGGGUGCUGGAGGACCGGCUGCGGCAGGAGAGGAAGGAGCACAAGCCCUCCGGCAGGCCGCUGGGAAAGCCACAUGUAGCCUUCUCCAUGCCCUCAGCCUCUGGCCUCCACCUGGGCUCCAUAGGAGAGACCUUGCCUGUCGACCUUUACUCAAUGUUACUGGCAGAAAACUCAAGGCUGCGGGCCGAGCUGGAAAAGAACCACCACCAAUCAGCACCAAUCAUCCUGCAGCAGCAGGCCCUGCCGGUGGACCCCAGGGAGUUGGGAGCAGGUGGAGACUUGGCAGAGAGGAUGCGAAAGACAGAUGGCCCAGGCCACUACAAGUACACAGAGACCCUACCCGCACAGGAUCUCCUUGCCAGUACCACAGACAAGUUUAACCUCAUGGCCAAGUUGGAGCAGGCUCAGAGCCGGAUCUUGUCCCUGGAAAGUCAGUUGGAGGACUCAGCCCGACGAUGGGGCCGAGAGAAGCAAAACUUGGCCACACGGCUGCAGGAACAAGAACAUGGCUUUGGGCGAAACUCAAACCUCUUCAUCACAGAUCAGUCUCUGAGGUAGACGCCAUCUUGGCAGUUUCCCAGGAGCAAACAGGCUGAUGUACCUCACCCUGUCCCAAAGGCCCUGACUUCUGCCCUUGGCCCUCAGUAUUUUGCUUAUGGCUGAGUCUCCACACACCUAGAAAGGGCCUUACAAGGACACACAGACUGACAAGCACACAGAGACCAUCUGCAAGCCCUUCUGGGCCCACAGUCUCUUGGAGAGAUUACGCGUCAUCUGCUGUGUUCAGAUGGGUUGAGGAAUCUUCCAUAAGUUAUGCGCGGUGGAUCCCAGAGGUGUGGCCAGCUGGGCAAGAUGCCCUUGAAGAGGUCACUCCAGGGAAUGGAAAUACACACACAUGUCCACCUUGCCUCCCACAGAAUGCCUCGACCCAUGCCAACGACCUCAAAAGGCCUUCAAAGCAGGAAGUCUCACUGCCCAACUCUAACCCCAAGGCCAGCCAGCCUGCA